AUGGGAUUCUGGAACGAUGGCAUCCGCUCCCCCUCCCCCUCGCGCCACUCCUCCUCUUCCAAGAAAUACUACGCCUCCCGCCCCUCCUACGGCCGUUCCUCCUCCUCAUUUUUCUCGUCCUUUUCCAACGACCGCGGAUACUCCAGAUCAAGUUCGGCGCGCUCCCGCCCCGGCUUCCUCAACAAGCUCCGUAAAUUCCUCCGGCAGAUCCUCGCGUACAUGCGCCGACACCCGCUGAAAGUAUUUAUGCUGGUGAUCAUGCCGCUGAUUACGGGCGGGGCGCUGACGAAGAUUUUGGGGCAGUUUGGGGUGAGGUUGCCCGUGGGGUUGGAGAGGAUGGUUGGGGGGAUGGGCGGAAGAUCAGGAGAUAGGUUUUAUUCCAGAGGAGGGGCGAGGGACUUCGACGGGGGAAGUGCGCUGCCAGGUAUGGGUGGAGGCAUUGGGGAGGGGUUGGGUGGGUUGCUGGGGAUUGCGAGGGCGUUUAUGUGA
Cyphellophora attinorum is the source of this 489-nucleotide messenger RNA. RefSeq lists its product as uncharacterized. The transcript has a single exon. The coding region runs from base 1 to 489 and encodes 162 amino acids. Lineage: Eukaryota; Fungi; Ascomycota; Eurotiomycetes; Chaetothyriales; Cyphellophoraceae. The record is from RefSeq and is a predicted model, not a curated record.